Panicum hallii is the source of this 1004-nucleotide messenger RNA. RefSeq lists its product as uncharacterized. NCBI's taxonomy places the organism in Eukaryota, Viridiplantae, Streptophyta, Magnoliopsida, Poales, Poaceae. The transcript is spliced from 2 exons. The coding region runs from base 77 to 688 and encodes 203 amino acids. The record is from RefSeq and is a predicted model, not a curated record.
CCCUCGCCCCCAACCCCCCCCCCCCCCCCCCCCCCUCCACCCCCAUCCCUCGCCGCCGCCGCGCGGAACCCCUCCCAUGGCAAAGCUCCCGCGUCUACCCUCGCCGCUCGCCGCGCUCCCGCUCCUGUGCCUCCUCCUGCUCGCCGCGCCGCUGCCCUCGCUCUCCCGCGACGCGCCCAGGGACGCCGUCUCCGGCGCCGCCCGCGCCGGCAGUACGAUACACCAGCUCCUGAAGGAUCACGGCCUCCCCGGCGGCCUGCUCCCGCGGGGCGUGCAGUCGUACACCCUGGACGAGUCCAGCGGCCUGCUGCAGGCGCGGCUGUCGGCGCCGUGCUACGCCAAGUACGACAACGGCGACCUCGCCUACUUCGACACCGUGGUGCGCGGAAACCUCAGCAAGGGCGCACUCCGCGGCGUGGAGGGCCUCGCGCAGGAGGAGCUCUUCGUGUGGCUCCCCGUCAAGGGCAUCCUCGUCGCGGGCGAGCAGCCCGGCGUCAUCGUCUUCGACAUCGGGUACGCGCACAAGAGCCUCUCGAGGUCGCUCUUCGAGGACCCGCCGGACUGCAAGCCGUCGGCCGCCGCCGGUAUGGCCGCCGCCGCCGCCAGGUGGAAGGAUAGGCAAGGUGUUCCUCACCUGAGGUUGAGGAGAGGAGGAGGAGAUAGCCAACAGCGCCAGGAGCAGAGGUGAGGAGUGAGUGUGCUGUCUGAGAGAGACAAGAGCAUCGAGAGAAUGCCGAUCCAGUUUUCCCCUUUGUAAAAUCCUGUGGUGAGUGAGAGAGUGCUGCUGCUGCAACAAAAACAACAACUGCAAUUACCUGCAGAGGUUGGAAUGUAUCUACUAAGGCAGAUGUGGGUACUUUUUGCAGUUCUUUUCUCGUUUCCUUUUUUGCCCUCUCCUCUUGUCCAUGCACCUGUGUGAUAUAAGUUUGUCAGUCAUGUGUUGCAAGCAAGGGGGAAAAAAAGAACAAGGAAAAAAAAUAGUUGGCUGAGAAGCCAGUUGGGGC